This is a messenger RNA of Scomber scombrus (Atlantic mackerel), 2352 nucleotides long. RefSeq names its product solute carrier family 6 member 5 (gene slc6a5). The record is from RefSeq and is a predicted model, not a curated record. Gene Ontology annotation, biological process: synaptic transmission, glycinergic; sodium ion transmembrane transport; glycine import across plasma membrane. The transcript is spliced from 16 exons. Gene Ontology annotation, cellular component: membrane. Lineage: Eukaryota; Metazoa; Chordata; Actinopteri; Scombriformes; Scombridae. Gene Ontology annotation, molecular function: glycine:sodium symporter activity. Bases 1 to 2352 code for a protein of 783 amino acids.
AUGUUCCAGGAUUUCUCUGACCAGAGAGACAUGGCCAAACAACCGGCCAGCGCUCCUACCGGCUACAUCCCGACUGAGCAGCCCGACGGAGCUGCGGGACUUACAGCAAGCAAACCGGACAACACAGCUUCCCCUCACCAUCACCCGGCGCCUCAGCCACCGGCUCCGUGCAAUGAGAGCAAAACUUUUUGUCCCACGGAAAAUAAACCGGGAGAAUCUGACAGCAGUAAAGCAUAUGGGACGUUUAAAAACACCGCGCCAGCUGUGCCUGGAUCUGUGGCUGCCAACACGGCCUUCAGGAAGGAUUCCGUCGGUUCUGCCCGAGCGGGUUCCGCCCAAUACGGCGACCCACUCCGGGCCACCACAGAGCAGAACAACACUGCAGGCAACUGGACGGCCAUGAGCCAGACCACCAUCAUACUGGGAACAGAUGGGAACACGUCUGUUCAGCCCGGCACCUUGACGGGGGUAAUAGAUGAUGAUGACGAUGAUGACGAGGGAGGAGAUGAGAAUAAGGCCAGAGGAAACUGGUCCAAUAAACUGGACUUUAUUCUGUCCAUGGUUGGCUAUGCUGUGGGACUGGGGAACGUGUGGAGGUUCCCUUAUCUUGCCUUCCAAAAUGGUGGAGGAGCUUUUUUGAUCCCCUACCUGACAAUGUUGGGCAUUGCCGGGAUCCCAAUCUUUUUACUGGAGGUGUCCCUGGGCCAGUUUGCCAGCCAGGGGCCCGUGUCAGUGUGGAAAUGCAUCCCAGCUCUGCAAGGUUGCGGGAUUGCCAUGUUGAUAAUAUCUGUCUUGAUAGCCAUAUACUAUAAUAUUAUAAUGUGCUGGACACUGUACUACCUGUUCGCUUCGUUGAAGGGCUCACUGCCAUGGGCUAACUGUAGGAAUGAGUGGAACACGGUGGAAUGUAAGGACAAAGACAUGCUGCUGCUAGACACGUGCAUCCUGCGGGACAGAAACAUCACCUCCAUCAAGAACUCCACGUUCUGUUUGUCUGCUAACACUGUGGGAAACCUGACGAAACUGUUGAACAUGACUGUGGAUAGUAACAAGACCUACGUCAGCCCCAGUGAGGAGUACUUCAAGUAUAAUGUGUUGCACAUCUCCAAAGGGAUUGAAUAUCCUGGAGACAUUCGCUGGCCUCUGGCAGGUUGCCUGUGCCUGGCCUGGAUCAUCGUGUACUGCUCUUUAGCCAAAGGAAUCAAGUCAUCAGGAAAGGUGGUUUAUUUCACAGCCACAUUUCCCUACGUGGUGCUGGUGAUCCUGCUGAUCAGAGGAGUUACCCUUCCUGGGGCUUUUGACGGCAUCCUUUACUUCAUCACACCAAAGUGGGAAAAACUCAAUGAUGCAAAGGUGUGGAAAGACGCAGCCACUCAGAUCUUCUUCUCUCUGUCGGCUGCUUGGGGAGGCCUCAUCACUCUCUCCUCCUACAAUAAGUUCCACAAUAAUUGCUACAGGGACACUAUUAUAGUGACAUGUACAAACAGUGCCACCAGUGUAUUUGCGGGGUUUGUCAUCUUCUCGGUCAUUGGUUUCAUGGCACAUGAGUUGAAGGUGCCGAUUGAGAAGGUGGCAGAUGAAGGUCCAGGAAUAGCAUUCGUGGUGUAUCCAGAGGCACUGACCAGACUUCCCCUGUCUCCUUUCUGGGCGAUCAUCUUCUUCCUCAUGCUCCUGACUCUUGGCCUGGAUACCAUGUUUGCCACCAUUGAGACCAUUGUGACCUCCGUGUCAGACGAGUUCCCCAAGUACUUGAGGAAACACAAACCGCUCUUCACCUUGGUGUGCUGCUCCUGUUUCUUCUUCCUGGGAUUUCCCAUGAUCACAGAGAGUGGGAUGUACAUGCUGCAGCUGGUGGACACAUUCGCAGCCUCCUACUCUUUGGUCAUCAUCGCCAUCUUCGAGCUGGUGGGGAUUUCUUACCUGUAUGGUCUGCAGAGGUUUUGCGAGGACAUUGAAAUGAUGAUUGGUUUCCAGCCAAACCGAUUCUGGAGAAUCUGCUGGGCCUUUGUAACUCCGACCAUCCUGACGGGCAUCCUGGGACUGAGUCUGUACCAGUGGAAGGGGAUGACGUACGAGGACUACACCUACCCCACAUGGUCUAUGGUAAUGGGAUGGCUCAUGGUAACCUGCUCUGUCAUCUGGAUCCCUAUCAUGUUCCUCAUUAAGAUGUACCUCGCCCCCGGCUCCCUAACUGAGCGUCUGAAGCUGGUCUGCUCCCCUCAGCCCGACUGGGGUCCCUUCCUGAUGAAGCACCGUGGAGAACGCUACAAGAACAUGAUCGACCCUCUGGGAACCAACUCCCUGGGCCUCAAACUGCCACCCAAGGACUUCCAGCUGGGCACCUACCAGUAA